This is a messenger RNA of Zingiber officinale, 363 nucleotides long. Its product is annotated as CST complex subunit STN1-like. Gene Ontology annotation, biological process: DNA replication; double-strand break repair via homologous recombination; nucleotide-excision repair. Gene Ontology annotation, cellular component: site of double-strand break; chromosome, telomeric region; DNA replication factor A complex. The coding region runs from base 1 to 363 and encodes 120 amino acids. The record is from RefSeq and is a predicted model, not a curated record. The transcript has a single exon. Lineage: Eukaryota; Viridiplantae; Streptophyta; Magnoliopsida; Zingiberales; Zingiberaceae.
AUGCAAGUUUGGCGAGUAGAGACGGUUGGUGUCGUGGUAAGCAAGGAGCGCACCGAGGACUAUCUAAGGUUCGUUGUCGAUGAUGGGACCGGAUGCAUUCAUUGCAUCCUCGACAUCAUUGGCCAUUCCGAUUUGGGCCUCGCUGCUGAAGUGGAGACAGAGAUUGCUCUCAGGGAGGCUGCGACUGUUGAGCUGGGGAAGUUAGUGCGACUCCGAGGCAUGAUCACAUUGGGGGCGGGGGUUCGAUUACAGCUUACGGUGAGGGAUGUGUUGGUCGAACGCGAUCCCAAUAUGGAGACACUGUACUGGAUGGAUUGCAUCCGCUUGGCGAAGAGUUGUUAUGAUCAUGCAGCACGUCCCUAA